CCCCACUCCUCCAGUCAGCAUCCACAGUGUGUCAGUGAGACAUCCCACUCCUCCAGUCAGCAUCCACAGUGUGUCAGUGAGACACUCCACUCCUCCAGUCAGCGCCCACUCUCCUGCGAGGGAGUGGGGAGCCCAUAAUUAUAAAGUAAAAACCUACAGAUGAAGAGUUUCCACAGCUGUUUGACGAGGACACUGUUUUUGUGAGUGGCUCUGAUUGCUAUACCACACUGUUGUUAAAAACGGACCGGAGAGGCUCCUGACGAAAGAGGCUACAGGUCUGUUCAGCCUAGAGCUGUUUGUGAUUGUUCUGUCUGUGCUGUGCUCUGAUUGGCUCUCCUGUGCUGCGCUCUGAUUGGCUCUCUUGUUGUUGACGCAGUCCCCAUGGUCCUCACUGAGAUUCGGACGGAAGAGGGCGUGGCCCUUCUGCAGCUGGUCAAUAACUCCGAAAGCCCCUCCAAUAAUUUGGGACUUUGUGUUAAACAAGGAAGGAGCCGCAGAUGCAUGGUGCUGAGCUCCAGUGUGAACCCAGUGAUGCAGAUUCCCCUGUACAGUGUCACCCCCUGCAUGUGUUUUGAGGUCUGGUGGAUCAGGAAAGAAGGCAAAGAGUCUGUGCGUCUCCCUCUCUGUCCCUUCCAGAACCACACAGAGUUCCUGCAGAACGUGUGGAACAACGUGACGGUGUCAGUAAGGGAGGUGAAGACGCGGACUAACGGCACAGCGAUCUCCUGGAACCUCACUGCCCCCUGCAGGCUGGAGGCCGACCUGUGGUUGUGUGAGCGCGCAGCAGGCAGGGGCUCUGGCUGCAGGGAGAUACAGGGCUCCAGGCAGCGGCUGCAGAACAUACAGGAAGCCCGUUCAUUAAAAGUUGGUUCACAGAGACGAGAUGAGUUCAUCGACGUUGACCCUCAUCCCUGGCUGUGCGUGCAGGCUGCCGUACAGGGGAUGGACAGAGCCCUUGGCCCCUGGUGUCCCUUCGCAGGCUCUCAGCCCCAGUGGGGUGCAAACCCCUCCAUCAGGGGUCACAUCCUGUCCGUCAGCUUGACCAAGCACGUCUCGCUGUGCAGGAGACAGGGGAACGACUGCCUCCCGCUCAACAUCACUCGCACAGAGCAGGGGGCCGAGGUGCAGGUCCGGCUCGGCGACCUGGGCUCGAGUGGCUGCGUGGAGGCCUGGAGAACCGACGUCCGUUUCUCACCCAGAGUUGUGAUCUGUCCCGCCGAUAUUGCCUACAGGGGGCGCUGGAGCCUGCCUGUCCUGGUCGGCCUGCUGCUGAUCUCCCUGACGGUGCUGGCGGCCUGUGUCCUGCAGGGCACACUGAAGAGUUGGGUGUUGAAAGUGUGCAAGCUUGAAGACAUCAAAGGAGCGGUGUGCCGAGGGCAGGUGGUGCUGCUGUAUCCCCCGGACGACGAGCCGGCUCUCCCGGCGCUGGUGUGCCGGCUGGGCUCUGCGCUGGCGGCGCUGGGCUUCUCCGUGUCGCUGGACCUGUGGAGCCAGGCGGAGCUGAGCGCUCUGGGCCCGGUGCCCUGGCUGCACGCCCGGCUGGGCCAGCUGCAGCGCCACGGCGGCAAGGUGGUUCUGAUCCUGACCCGGGGGGCCUGGGAGCGGGCCGAGGCCUGGGCCCGCGGGCGCCUCGUCCCCUCCGGCUCCCCGUACUCCGACGUCUUCAGCGCCUCUCUGAGCUGCAUCCUCGCCGACUGCCUGCAGGGCCGCGCCGGCGAGCGCUUCCUGCUGGCUCGGUUCGAGUCCGCUCCCCUGCUCCCCCUGCACGCCAGGGAGGGGUCCCACGGCACUGGCUCCCUGCUGCUCCCCGAAAUAUUCCGGGGGCUCCCCCUGUACAGCCUGCCCUCCCAGAGCCUGGGCUUCCUGACGGAGAUCUCGGGGCCACCCCCGCACCUCCCGGCCGGCAGCAGGGGCCCCAGCAGGGGGCGCCGCGCAGCUGGGCUCCGGGCAGCCUCCCGGGUGCUGGCGGGGCGUCUGCGUGGGGGCUGGGCCGGGGCCGGGGUGGGGUGCAGUCUGUCGGGGUGCUCCCAGGGCAGCGCGGGGUCCGGGCUGGGGCUCCACGAGGAAAUGUGGGAGACCGUCCCCCUGCAGCCCCACGGGACGCCGCACUGCACCCCCCCGUCCAGACUGGCGCACUGGGUGUGAGAGGCGGCAGGAGGAGGGGGCGCAGGGGGCUGGCGGAGAGGCCGGCAGGACUGUUCCCCCACUGUAGGUCUGUGUGCACCUCGAAUUCUCUCCGUCUUCCAGGAGCUCGCUCCGAGCGCCAGGUCUGGGGCUGGAACGCGAAGCUUUGAGAGCUGUCCUGUGAGCCACAGAGCGGGGGAGGCCGCGCUGGUCACCCCGAAACGGAAAGGAGGUCGUGGGCAGGGGCUGUACCCCGAUACAGAGAGAGACUGAGGAGGGGGGCGGGACGGGGGCAAGCGAGGGCCGACGGGGGGCUGUCCAGAGCGGGGUGGUGGGAGGGGGGCAAGCGAGGGCCAACAAUCGGAGAAGAGAAUGAAGCCGAGGUGUGUGUCGUCCUGAACGAGGAGAAUAAAAUGCUAAAAUUCCUUGGUAGCACUGUGUCCCCACCCUCUCCCCCUGCCUGAUGCUUCUGCUUUUCCCCUCCAACGUGAGUCCCAGUCUGUCCCCCCAGUCGGGCCCUGUCCAUCGUGCUGCCCUGCAGUGGACUGAGCAGCUGCAGGCGUCCUGCCUGUCCGGCUGCUGUGUGUGGACUCGGGGCCUCUGUCCGAGCGACGCUGCUGUGGACUCUCUCUGUUCUGUCGUGGCUGGGCGUGUACAUGCUGUGAAUAAGGACUGCUGCUGUUCUGUGUGGUCUGCUUGUGCACGGGGACUUUCAUUCUUCAACGCAACGUUGUGAAGCACGUUUUAAUAAAAAUAAAUAGAACAGAC
Molecule: messenger RNA, 2892 nt
Organism: Lepisosteus oculatus (spotted gar)
Lineage: Eukaryota; Metazoa; Chordata; Actinopteri; Semionotiformes; Lepisosteidae
Source: RefSeq, a predicted model, not a curated record